CAAACUUUAAUCACUCUCCAAUCUCUCUCUCUAGUCCUCCCUUGGCCGAUCGGCCACUUCUUUCCCCUCUCACGACCAAACUUCCCAAUUCCCUCCUGCUUCCUUCCCAAAUCACCAACCCAUCCAAUUUCACCCAUCACACACGUCCACCAUCGUCCAAAUCCUACCCACUUUCUAUUCCCUUAUUCAACUGAACCAAACCUUAUCCAGGCACUCAUCAGUUGGUAUCAGAGAUUCAGAGUCUGGUUAGGGUGAUGUUUAUGACUGUAGAAACCAAAAAAAUGAGCAAGACAAAAGGAUUGCAAACGACGUCGGAUCAAUCCACCAUGCAAGAUGAGCUCGAUGUUCAGGUGGUGUACACCAAAAUCGGGAAAUUGGUUGAAGGACAUGAAACUCUAAUGGCUAAACUAGACAUGCUAUUGGACCAAGGCCAAAAGGCGGCGGCCACCACAGAGCAAGGGCAAGCGAACUUGAGGCGCCAGACCACGAUCACGGAGAACGACUUUGCUGCCCUGAUCCAGGCCAUCGCGUCCCUCCGCGAGGGUGGUGGCAUAGUGGCGGUGACAGUCCCGGGCAAAGGGCAGCGGUGGCGAUCGGCAGGGGCAGGCCAGCGAUCAACGUCGGGCAUCCCCAACCUCAACCGAUGGGAGCACCGCGCGACGGGAUCACGACAAGGAGGUGACCGGCGGGGACGAAGGCAGCGGAGCGAACGGGACGGCGGGGGAGCCGCCUGUCAACUUCCUUAGUCCUGAUGCAAGAAGGAUUGCAGACUGAAGAGGAGGCUGAAGAUCGAAGUUGCAGAACGGAGUCGUUUUCCUUUUGUUUUAUGUUCAUUAACAAUGAAACUCUGUCGUUUUACUUAAAGGCUUGUUAGCCGUUAAUAGCCGUUACUAAACAGUACUUUGGUUU
Molecule: messenger RNA, 909 nt
Organism: Linum trigynum
Lineage: Eukaryota; Viridiplantae; Streptophyta; Magnoliopsida; Malpighiales; Linaceae
Source: the annotation of a GenBank genome assembly